CUCGAUGCCGGCAUCAGUUGUAAACAAACAGUGUCCGUGAACAGCUGACGAAAAGCUGCGUGUGCGCCGCGUUUCGAAGUGUGUGUCGUAAGUGCGCGCGUGUGUAGUGCUGUGUGUAUGUGUGAAUUAUCCUUUUGAAUGUUCGUCCUACACGUGCAGUCGAAGUAUUUUAAGGUUUUGUUUGAUCGUCGAGCAGCUAAAAAAAUUGACCCAGCAAAAUGUUACGCAUAAUAGCCACGAUGUCUACGAGCUGUCGUUUAUCCCGAGGGUAUUGUGUAAGCCAGCACGGUACUACAGCAUCAUCAAAACGUCGUAUCAGCCCGUCCCUGAUCGACAUCGCACCGGAAGUGCGCGAAACCCUCCGACACACGCCACAGUUGGUAGUGGCAUUAGAAUCAACCAUCAUUACCCACGGAAUGCCGUAUCCGCACAAUCUCGACACGGCACUAGAGGUGGAGCAGAUCGUACGACAGCAGGGUGCAGUUCCCGCCACGAUAGCAAUUGUUGGAGGUCGCAUAAAGGUGGGCCUAGGGGCGGAUCAGUUGCGGUUGCUGGCCCGUAACGAUAGUGGAGCUCAAACGCUGAAAACGUCCCGCCGGGAUAUGGCGUACGUAAUGGCGACGGGUCGAAACGGUGGUACAACGGUGGCGGGUACACUGCUCGUCGCCGAUGCGGUUGGUAUACGUAUCUUUGCGACCGGUGGCAUCGGCGGAGUGCAUCGCGAAGGCGAACGGACGAUGGACGUUUCGGCGGACCUGAUUGAGCUGGGCCGCUGCCCGGUUGCGGUCGUAUCGAGCGGCGUUAAGUCAAUCCUGGACAUACCGCGUACGCUGGAAUACCUGGAAACUCAGGGCGUAUGCGUUACCACCUACGGCAGUGAGGACUGUGAAUUUCCUGCCUUCUAUACACGCUCGAGCGGGUCAAAGGCGGCCUACAAUCUUACCAGUGCAACCGUAGCUGCCGAGAUGCUUCACAUGAACCGUGCGCUUGGGCUCGGGUCAGGAAUUCUAAUUGGCGUGCCGAUACCGGAACGCUACGCAAUGGAUGCCACCGAGAUGAAUGCGGUAAUUGCAGAAGCGCUUCGGGACGCAGAGCGUAAACGAAUUUACGGCAAAGAAGUAACACCAUUCAUACUUUCUGCCGUGUCAGCGUUGACGCGUGGGAAAAGUCUCGAUGCAAAUAUGGCUUUGAUAAAAAAUAACGCACAAGUUGCCGCAGACAUUGCGGUGGAACUUGCGCGCAUCGAGAAUGGGUCUUCGCGGGAGAUGGAGAGUAAAGACGUUGGCUCGUUGCCUGCUGAUGGCGCUGGUGCUCCGCUCGUCAUCGGCGGUUCGGUAAUUGACAUUUGCAUCAACGUCUUGGAGGAUGACCUGAAGCUCGAUGGGGCCACGUACCAUGCCAGGCAGGACACAUCGGCCGGCGGAGUGGCCCGGAACAUUGCCGAAGGGAUUUACAAAAUUUAUGGUAACGUUAAUCUGAUUUCGGCGGUUGGCAACGAUCAAAAUGGGGCCCACAUUCGGGGGCUUCUGCCAGAACAUUGCGCAUCAUCGAUUGUCACGCUUGGCAACUGCCCAACGGCCAGCUUUACGGUGCUGCUCGAUCGGACGGGCGAUUGUCGGGUGGUCGUGGGUGAUAUGGAGGCCCACCAAGCCAUAACACCGGACUGGAUCAAAUCACAUACCGCAUUGAUACAGCAAUCGCCGAUGACUGUUAUUGAUGCAAACAUUAGUGAAGCAGCAAUGAUAACCGUGUUUGAAGAAUGUAUUCAUUACGACAGACCAGUUUUCUUCGAGCCCACGGAUAUGCGGAUUGCGGCAAGACCGUUCUACACCGGCCACACCAAACUGGCCAACCUCGCCAAACGUGCCAUCAAGUUCAUCUCGCCCAACAUCCACGAGCUGGCCGAAAUUGCCCGAGCGCUCCACUAUCCCGGUUCGAUUCCGACCAAAUCCAUGCACGAGUACGCCACGGUCAGCGAGCUGCUUGCGGACAUUAGACCGCUCGGGAUGUUUGUGAAUCGGACCAUCGAUCACGUGCUCGUUACGCUCGGCCAUCACGGUGCGGCGGUGUUUCGGCGUACCUCACCAUCGGUUCCAUUCUUCGAUGCGGUGCUCCACCAGUAUCGAGCAGCGCCGGAUGAUGAGUCGGACGCACAAGGACGCUUCUAUCCCGGUCGCAAACAUACCAAAAUCGUGAACGUCUCCGGUGCGGGUGAUAGUUUCAACAGUGGAUUCAUCGUGGCUGCACUUGCGGGAUGUUCGGAACCGGUGUGCAUGAAUGUGGCACUCGAAGCGGCCGGGUGUGCUCUGCAGGCACGCGGUGCGGUUGCGAAUCAAUACUUCAACCGAACGCAUCCCUGCUGGGUGAAUGAACGGGGAGCCCCAUUUCAACCGCUUUAGACCAAUAGGGUACAACAUUCGGGAGUUUUUUGCGGACUAGUCGAAGGAGGAAAAACGAUUUCUAUGUUUUUACCACACCACAAGUGUGCCAUACGAAUCCACAAUGAUUGGAAAGUAAGCGCCUACAAUAUAAUCUUAGCGUAAGAAAAAAAUGAGUUCCCCCUCGCUUGAGUAGCAACUUCGGUUUGGUGGAGGGGACUUUUAAUGUGAACCACCGAAGUUGGAAGCGACCGUACAUGCCAACCCAACAUGCCAAACAAUUCCAACGCUUGCUCGGUCGAGACGGUUCUAUAGUGAGUGGGGCAUUGUGUUUUGUUCUAGUGUUAUGCAAUGCCCUGAAGCGAACAAAAUCCGCAUCCAAGUAAUCACAGACGAUAGUUUUCCCACACUGCUAGCGGGUAGUGGUUGGAAAGGCAGAGAGAGAGGUUGGCAUGGCGAGAUAUAUUUAUGAUCCGAUGCCAGAUAGAACGGCGCAAGUAACAUGAUAGCAUUCAACGUGACAUUCACAAACACAAACCAAUUAAUUCCGAUUUAAAUGUUUUAAGAUGUGAAACAAUUCCUUUUUCCAACCUUACACAAACAGUACAUUUAACGCAAAAAAAAAUGCUCCGUUAGAAGGGGUGCAUCAGUUUUAGCAGUACACCGAUUAAAACAUGGGACAGCAUAUGUAAAUAUCUACGAGGAAAUAAAUAGAGGUUUCUCAUUAAAAACCGC
Molecule: messenger RNA, 3113 nt
Organism: Anopheles moucheti
Lineage: Eukaryota; Metazoa; Arthropoda; Insecta; Diptera; Culicidae
Exons: 11
Coding region: 219-2399 (726 amino acids)
Molecular function (GO): kinase activity; pseudouridylate synthase activity
Source: RefSeq, a predicted model, not a curated record